CAAAAUCGUUCAAAACAAAAUGUUGAUCGCCGAUUUGUUAUCUUAAGAUUUGUCUUAUAAUGGAUGUGGAUUGGGUAGAUGAUGAUGAUGACCUGGUGGCGGCUUUAGCAGAACAUGAACAACUGGAAACCGAGGAGAAUGACAGAUCGAAAGGAAAAUCACUGUCAGAUGAAGCCUGCGAAGGGUUUGAUAUGGCCACCGGGCACAACUGGAUCUACCCAAACAAUCUGCCCCUGAGAUCCUAUCAACAAAACAUCGUCCAGACGGCGCUAUUCAAAAACACCCUGGUGGUGCUUCCAACAGGAUUGGGAAAGACCUUCAUAGCGGCGGUGCUGAUGUACAACUUCUACAGGUGGUAUCCCAACGGAAAGAUCGUGUUCAUGGCACCCACCAGGCCUCUGGUGUCGCAGCAGAUACAUGCCUCCCAGAAGAUAAUGCCAUUCGCCUCGGCCGAUACUGUGCAACUUACAGGCCAGCUUCCGAGAACCAAACGAGCUGAACUAUGGGCCACCAAGCGCGUCUUCUUUGCCACGCCCCAGGUGGUGCACUCCGACAUGCUGGAGGCGGAUGGCGUGCCCAUCUUUCCCUUUGGGUCCAUAAAGUUAAUGGUGGUAGAUGAGGCGCACCGGGCCAAAGGUCGUUAUGCGUACACCCAAGUGGCCGACUGUCAAAUGGCGCGGAACAGGAACUUCCGAAUGCUUGCUCUGUCUGCCACUCCGGGAAGAACCAUGGAGGAUGUGGCAACAGUGUGUCAAAACCUUUACAUCUCGAAUCUGCAGGUUCGCUGGGACACCUCGAUUGAUGUACAGCCCUACAUACACAGACGGACCAUUCGAACUAUAGUAGUCUCCCUGAAGGAAAGGAUCAAGGAGCCGAGGGAACGAUUGCUGCAGAUCAUCGAACCUUAUCUACGCCAGCUGAUAGAAGCAGAAAUUAUUAGAGGCAACAAGGGGAGCGUGAGCAAAAACAGUUUGCUCUAUGAACAGAAAUCCUUCACUGAGCGCUCGAAGCAAGGGCAGCGACAUCCUGAUCACAGCAUUAUAAUGGGAAACUUUGCCAUGUGCAUCAGUAUGUAUCACUCGCUGGAACUGAUGGAGCGCCAUGGUCUGCGGGUUUUUGUCAACAAUUUUGAUGCAGACGAGGACGGGCGUGAGAAAUUUGUUCUAGCAAGAGAUGGUGAUUUGAGGAACUUGGUGGAGGAAGUGCGACAGGGACUGGGUGCCAAUCCACUGGAUUACACAACAAAUGCCAUGACGAACGGAGAAGUGCCUUCGUUGCCCGCGAAUCUGGACUUUGGACAUGCCAAGUAUGAGAAGUUGCGAGAGGUGUUGGUGCAGCACUUUAAGUCGAGUUCCGAAUCCCGCGCCAUUGUGUUUUGCGAGUACCGUGAGUCCGUCAUGCUGAUCCACCGACUACUCCUUCAGCACAGACCGGUACUGCGACCGCGCUGCUUUGUUGGCCAGGGCAGCACCGUGGGAGCCAGCUGUGCUCUUACCCAGAAGCAGCAGAUACAGAUCAUGGCUGACUUUCGAUCAGGCGUUAGCAAUGUAUUGGUGGCCACGUCGAUCGGAGAGGAGGGCAUAGACGUUGGCGAGGUAGAGAUGAUAGUAUGCUUCGAUAUCUGCAGCUCUAAUCCCACGAGAUUCGUUCAAAGGAUCGGGCGAACUGGAAGAAAGAAGAACGGGGAGGUGGUUAUGCUGGUUACGGAAGGACGAGAACAACAAGUUCUUAGGGAUGUUCUGGCGAACAAAGAUCAGAUUAACAAAAAGCUAUUGAACUCAUCGAUCGUCAAAUUGUCGCUAAACCAACAUAGUUCACGAAUGGUGCCCUCACAAUUUCAACCGAAGUGCGAAGAGAAGCACAUGGAACCUGUUGCGGAGGAGAAACCCAAGCCUUCGAUAUCUGCCAAGACUAAGGAAAACAAGAAACUGAAGCAAUCUGUUGUUAAGCCUGGCAGCCUCAGGAAAUAUUUCAAGGAAAGCACCACAUCGGAGAGUCAGCAGGGAAUCCUUGAGGGAAUGCGGCCCUACCAAAUGAGCGAUGCAUCCCAGCAAAUGGUCAAACAGCAAGUGCUGCGACGCAGUGUUAAUCUGAAGAAUUUCUUAGUAGAAUCUCAAGCCAGUGCAACUAUAACUAACAGCCAGGAAGACGCUCAACGCCUGCGAAAACUUACUCGUAUCAUUCAGUCAAAGAAGGCAUUGACCGCGGACACCCAAGAUCUUAUAAGUCAUCUGCGGGAUGAGCAGUUACCCAGAACAUUAAAGAUCUACUUGCUGAAGAGCAAUACGGAUUUCAUAAGGGAAAUACAUGAAAAGAUGCAGGUCCAACGUGAGUUGAACAUUGCCGAUGAACGUCUUAAUAGCCGACAGCAGCGUACUAAAAAUAAUUAUCAGCUUCUUCUCGACAUUUGCGAAGGAGCUGAAAAGUUGGAAGAGCUCCUUCGGGAGGAAAAUAAUCUUGCAGAAUUCAGCUUCAGAGAUCUAAAGGAUCCCAUAGAUAAGCAAAGGGAGAAAGAGUUCCUUACCACCUGUGAUAAGAUAUUCGAGGGUCUAGAUGAGCAAGGUCUAAACUUUGAUAAUUUUGAGCUAAAGCAAGAACUUCUUGAAAAACUGGAACUGCGAAAUUUGGAAGUCACAGUAAAUGAGCAACUUGGUAAUGUUGAAGCUUCCUGGACAGAGGAGGAGUUUGAAGAACGGGAGGAAGAGGUGAAAAGUGAGUCCGUGUACCUGAGCCAGCAACUGAAUUUUUCAGCGAUAGAUGCAGCGCCCCAUAGCUCCACGCCCAUAAGGGUGAAGCCCAAAACCAGACACAAAUUCGAUCCUGUGCAAGAGGAGAAGGAAGAUGAUUACAACUCCCGGGUAGAGGCCAGCGAUUUGAGUGACAACCUGGGUCGGUUGAACUUAUUAAUGAUCUCCAGUGAAUCAAUUUUUAAGACUGAAGCGUUAGAUAUAUCCACCCCUGAGCCUAUUCCAGAAUCCAAUCCGGAAGCUAAUAAGAUUUCUAUUGUACAAGAAAGUGAAAUAUUUCCAAUGGACUUGGACGAGACAAAGGUGGAGGCUAGGUCCACUCCAGAUUUGAAAACGCAAGCAGAAUCCACUAUAGAUGAUUUGGAUAUCGACUUAGAUGAUUUUCUGGAGCCAAUGGACGAGGAAGUCAAGCUGAAUACUGAGAUAAAGGAAAAAGAAUCAAAAAGUAUUACGAAUACUGAGUCAGAGGAAGUGGCGGUAGCAAGUCCGAAAAAAGAAAAUAUUUGCCAGGAUGAUCUCGAUCUAAUGGCCGUAGAUUUCAAUGAAUUCCUUGAACCGAUGGCAGAGGAACUUCAGUUAACUAAUCAGCUAACACAGGAUGAUUUUAAGGAUUUCCUAGAGCCAAUGUCAGAGGAAUUAGAACUAAUGAGCCAACAGAAGAAGCAGUUGUUGUCACCAAAUGCAAAAACCAAAAAUAACCAACUGUCCGUAGCACGAACCGAACAGAAUUGUCGUACUGUUUCGCCAGAUAUCUUUGGCAGUGACUCAUUGUCACCUUGGAAGCCACAAGGUAAAACUCUGGCCUCAAAAUUGGCAGCCAAGACAGAAGCGAAGGCUUUGCCUAAAACUCCUCCAAAUUCAAAUCCAGUAACCCUUAAUUCGCCAGAAAGCCGUAACCGCACAAAUCCUAUGACUCAAGACAAAUCUCCGAGUAUCUUCUAUCUAUAUUUGAAUCGAAUGCGAGGUCGAGGGCGUCUUGCCAAAGCUGCUGAAAACCUGCAUCGUCUGACUUCAACAAACACCUCUAUAUCAUUGCAUAAGGACGAAGAAGAUUCGCCAAUUCCACGUCGUCCUUUAAAGCGCAAGAUUGUCAUAAGCUCUGAUGAGGAGGACGAAGAGAAGCAGCAGAUACCAGAAACCGAAGUGGACUUCGAUACGAGUGACUGCAUCCUAAUUGCCGACACUCAAAUGCCUGAUACGCCCACACCUCCGCCGAGACCCCGACGAAAACAGAGUAAAUUCAAUUCCUUUAUUUUGGAUGAGGCAGAUAAAAGCGGUUCGGAUCAUGAAGAGGAAGGAGAAACCACUAUUGGUGCAUAUCUGAAGGACUCUGUGAUAGUUUCCAGCGAUGACGAUGACCACAACGACACAAACACACAUGCCAUUUACCUCCGUGCAAUGAAGAGCCCCAUUCAAAGGCCAGGUGCAUUUAAGAUGCCGCCACCUCGAGUAUAUCGCGACGAAUCCCACAUAUUCUCUCAACCAUUUGAGGACGAUUCCUCACAGUACAUGCAAUGUUCCUUUGUUGUUGACGAUGAAAGUUCAACGAUUGAAAGGGGGCAUGAUGUUUCCGAGUGUCCACUUGAGAAAGCCGAACGCAUUCUAAAGGAGCGACGGAAACAGCGCCGGCUAGCCAAGUUGAUACCAGAACCUGCCAAUAAACGAAGACGUUUGCAGAUCAUAAGCACUUCCAGCGAUGAAGAGUAGCGUCACUUCUCAAUGCCAUUGUAUUAAUUCCUUUGUAAUUUGUUAAAUUUAUUCCGAUUUUAUCUUGUUUGAUUUAAAGUUACUAAUUAAGUGUACAUUUGUAUGUCGAAAUGUGAUAGAGAUCUUUAGAAGUCAAAUUGAUUUAUGAUAGCAGAUGGAAAUAUAUGUAUAUUUGUGAAUAAAAUAUUCGUAGGACU
Messenger RNA from Drosophila eugracilis, 4651 nucleotides. RefSeq lists its product as uncharacterized. Gene Ontology annotation, biological process: double-strand break repair via synthesis-dependent strand annealing; interstrand cross-link repair; replication fork reversal. NCBI's taxonomy places the organism in Eukaryota, Metazoa, Arthropoda, Insecta, Diptera, Drosophilidae. The record is from RefSeq and is a predicted model, not a curated record. Gene Ontology annotation, molecular function: ATP binding; 3'-5' DNA helicase activity; four-way junction DNA binding.